Molecule: messenger RNA, 717 nt
Organism: Stylonychia lemnae
Lineage: Eukaryota; Ciliophora; Spirotrichea; Sporadotrichida; Oxytrichidae
Source: the annotation of a GenBank genome assembly
AUGAUGAUACUGGGAUGCUUAUCGAGAAACUUGAUCGGAGGAAUUAUGGAUGCGUACCCCGCAAAAUGGACUGUCUAUAUUAGAAGUAUUUGCUUGUCAAUCUUGCUCACUAGAGGUGGUCUCGUUAUGAACAUCAAGAAAAACUAUUUCACAGUAGCAGCUCUCUCUAUAAUUCCAUUAAUGUGUGAGGCUUUGACUAUUGCUUUAAUAGCUUAUGCUUUAUUCAAAAUGCCUAUGAGUUUAUGCUUCGCACUUGGCUUUUCAAUUUCUUGCAUUGGCAUAGCAGUCAUGGUACCUACUCAUCUCAACAUAAAUGCGCUUGAAAAUAUUACAGGCAUCGCUGUUGGCAUUUUACUUGGAUUAUUAGGAUUUGUAUUCAAUUAUUUACCUAAGAAAAAUCUGACAUUGCAUUUAAAGAUGUGGUAUGUAGUAGUCUGCUGUAUCGGUAUGGGUGUUGCUGGGGAGGAAUCUACUUUUUUGAGAUGGUUUUAAUUUUUUGUGAGUCCAUUGUUCUUCAGCUCAGUAGGUGCUUCAUUGAGAUUUUAAGCUAUAAGAUCAUCAGAUGUACCUUAUGGAGUUGCUUGUAUAAUAAGUGGUUUGAUAGCAAGUGAAAGAAAAAAUAAUGCCAACAAAUAAUAUAUCAAGCUAGGAUAAAAACGAAUUUGUGACAUAUAGAUCAUAGGAGGAUUAAAAUUCAUUGAACAAACCUAGCAGUGA